This is a messenger RNA of Rhipicephalus sanguineus (brown dog tick), 1669 nucleotides long. RefSeq lists its product as uncharacterized. NCBI's taxonomy places the organism in Eukaryota, Metazoa, Arthropoda, Arachnida, Ixodida, Ixodidae. The transcript has 14 exons. The record is from RefSeq and is a predicted model, not a curated record. The coding region runs from base 241 to 1605 and encodes 454 amino acids.
GACGUACUUUCUCUCUCCGUCUGGCUAGCUUCGCUAAUGGAACAACCGACAGCCAGCGCGCCACAGCGCGCAUUUAAGUGUAUGUGUUGACAUCUAUUUAGUGCAUACGACUACAUUCUGAAAAAACCAACAAGGAAGUCUUCAUAAGAACACCCCGUUUGAAGGUGUCAGCAAAGUUCACGAAGCAGGGCACUGUACUGUGGAAACCUGUCUCACUCAGAUCUGUUGACCACUCGGAACAUGCACAUCCCAGCGUUCUCAAGGAAUGCCAUCUUCUGCGCCCUUGUCCUGGCUCCCAUGCAUUUUGGAAACCAGCCCGAUUCCUACGACGAACGGUGCGGGCCCGUAUUCAGCAGCCAGCGACGCUUCGGUGCCAAGCACCUCAGCAAAAUGUCCGCUGGCGCAAAGGAAGCAAUCAUGAAGUGCCGAAACAUAACAGAACGCUCCGCGCUACAGAGGGACGCCGAGUUUGAACAGAGGCGACGCAUGUGCAUCGGCCUCUUCUUCCCGACGGUGCCCGAGGAAAAGCUGGAGGAACACCUCUGCCGCUUCACCAGGAUGGACGAUAGCGACGACGUGCAGAAGCUGCGCAACAUAACAGCGUGCCUCAAGAAAGGUCACGAGACCUUUGGGAAGGACGAGCGUCAGGUGCUGGAGCUGCGGGCGUCGCGAAUCGAGUGCAUGCAGAAGUUCUUUGACGAUGCGCCUCGUGGCAUCCGGGACAGAAAGUACGCGAACCUGGUGAAGCGAGUGCGAGCGCUGGCUGACGGCGUCAUGGAUACCAACCGACAGGUCAUGGUCUGCAUGCGGCAUUAUGAAGCUCCGGAGGAGGAACUGCACGAGAGGAACAAGGCGAAAGAUUUGUGCAUGAAGCGUAUACUUCCGGACGUUCCACAAGAGAGGCUGGAGUCUGUCUUCCUGGCGAACAUGAAGAACAGGAGUGCGUACAUGGACGACGCUCUUCAACUUUGCACCUUCAUGGAAACUCCGACAGGUAAAUGGGCCAAGGAAGAGCUGAUAAUCUACUACAAGUGCGUCAGAGAAAUGCUGCUCCACGUUCCCAGUGCUGUCCGCGCGUCCGCAUCUUUCCGUCUAGGGCUGGAUGUGGAAGAAGAAAACAUCGACAAGAUGUUGCGGUGUGAAGCGAAAGGUGGGACCCAUGUAUUGUUCGAAGGCAUCCAGCGGCCCGAAUUCCUGCGCUGCCUUUCCGGCCGCCGAGAGCGUCCUCACAUCACCGAGAUGUUCGAUUCAUCGACUGUGUACGACAAUCCCGAUCCGCACCAGAAGCUGAAAUUGUGCACCAUGCAUAAAAGAGCCUCGAAUGAGGCAUUCAUGGAAUACAGGCAAUACCGAACGAUGGUAGAAAAAGAGCAGAAGAGACUGGAGGCAUGUUACAACCACCACUUGGGUAGGCCCUUGGAGCCGACUACGAUUUCCGGCAGCGAAGAAAGCAACGUCGCCACUGAGACGAGCGUAGAGGGCGGCAGUGAGGCCCCAACGGAUCAGCCGCCGACUACCGUUGCUUCACAGGAGAACGAAUUCUUGAGCACCGUCGCUUUAACAGCAGCUGCCAUUGGUGAGGACGUCACUGUGAAAUCCGACUAACAGUGUAAUGUGGUUGCUCCAGCGUGUCUACGGAUUGCUUUCAAAUAAACCAAGUCUGAACCAC